This is a messenger RNA of Penicilliopsis zonata CBS 506.65, 1241 nucleotides long. RefSeq lists its product as hypothetical. The transcript has 3 exons. Lineage: Eukaryota; Fungi; Ascomycota; Eurotiomycetes; Eurotiales; Aspergillaceae. Bases 68 to 1177 code for a protein of 369 amino acids. Gene Ontology annotation, cellular component: nucleus. The record is from RefSeq and is a predicted model, not a curated record. Gene Ontology annotation, biological process: chromatin organization.
CAAAGCUUAAAAGAAAUUCCUCCUGAGGAUCCUCCAUUGACUAAUCUCGGGGCACCUAUUGACCAAUAUGCCACCACCGGAAUCACAAAGCUCAACCCCUCGGUCGUUUACGAGCCAGACCGUGUCUGCGGAAGAUUUGCUCAAGUCGCAGACAGUUGGUUUGGUCCAUCUUUCCGAUUUUCGCAAACGUCGCGCAGAGGUUCUCGAACAGAAGGAAAGAGAGGCACAUGACAGGUCGCUAGGGAGGUUUACAGCCGGUAAUUCAAGAGGUGCCACCCCUUCUACGGGUGACGUAACUGACGGAACUUCAACCCCGAGGAGUGACGGUCCACCAAAGAAGAAGAAGAAGAAGCCGGUUAAAAGCAAGCUCUCUUUCGGGGAUGAUUACGAUGAAACGGAGGAAGACUCCUCGGCCACUCCACGGGAGUUGAGUGUCCCGCGAUCAGCUUCCAAGACACCAAUGGAGGAUAGUGAAAAAUCAAUUUCACGACGCAUCACGCCGAAUCCAAAUGCCAGGCCGCCGCCCAGGGCAAUGACAAAAGCGGCUCUGGAGGCGGAGGCAGAGGCUCGGGAUAACCUCCGAAAAGAAUUUCUGGUAAUGCAAGAAGCAGUGAAGAACACUGAAAUCUUGAUACCGUUUGUUUUCUACGAUGGCACAAAUAUUCCCGCGGGGACAGUGAAAGUCAAGAAAGGCGAUCCUAUCUGGCUGUUCUUAGAUAGGUGUCGAAAGGUGGGCGCGCACUUGGGCGUUGGCGGUGCAAAUGGGGCUUCUAAGGCCCGAAAAGACAACCGUCGCGAAUGGGCCCGAGUCAGUGUCGAUGACCUGAUGCUGGUUAAGGGGGAAGUCAUUAUUCCACAUCACUACGAGUUCUAUUACUUCAUUGCCAACAGCGUACCCAGUUUUACACGGGCUGGCGGCCUAUUAUUUGACUACUCCAACAAAGCACCGCCGGCUCCCACUGCCGACAAUCUUCUGUCACGGCCAAACGAUGAUGAUCUUGAGGGGGCUGAUAGAGAUCCGACUCUCACAAAGGUUGUCGAUCGCCGGUGGUAUGAGCGCAAUAAGCACAUCUUCCCUGCAAGUUUAUGGCGGGAAUAUGAACCAGGAAAGGAAUUCGAAGAGAAGAUGGGCACCAUAAGGCGCGAUGCACAGGGAAAUACCUUCUUCUUAUCAUAAAAUAUUCAAGAGUAUUUUCAUAAACGCUUUCUCUUAAUUGUGAAAUACGUUCGGAUCUUCCAGG